AUGCAUACUCUUCCAUUAUCGUUUGCCCUUUUAACUUGCGUUGGUUUUUGGCGACCAAUUAAUUGGUCAGCGAAUUCUUUUAAAUAUUGGAUAUAUAACAUAUAUACGAUUUUUAUGGUAUCCAUGCUUUAUGCAUUCACAUUUUGUGGACUUAUGGAUGCUUUGAUUGAUCAUCAUUUGGAUAAUUUACUUGAAAAAUUUUCAUUAUUUAUAUCCGUCAUCGGUGUGUGUAUCAAAGUGACGAACGUUUUAAUUAAUCGACAAAAUAUUAUUUCUGUUACUAAUAUGCUUUUAAAUGAGCAAUGCAUUCCUCGCGAUUCGGAGGAGUUGGCAAUCAAACAAAAAUUUGAUCAAAAUGCCAGAGUAAUUACAAUUUAUUGCGAAAUUUUGAACGAGACAACCGUGUUCUUUGCAACGGUAGCACAAUUUGGUAAAUUCUUAGAAACUCGUACUUUACCACUUGCCAAUUGGACACCAUACGAUCAUACCUCGAGUACUAUGUUUUGGAUAACUUUAUUACACCAAACCUUUGGUCUGAUGGUGUGUGCUAAUUCAAGUGUUGCUCAUGAGACUAUAAUAUCUGGACUGAUGAUACAAAUUUGUGCACAAUUGGAAAUACUUUGUCAUCGGGCUAGAAUAUUACCAAUGUUGCUAGAAAAAGAACAGAAAAAUUGUACCUCUGAAAAGGAUUUAAAGAGAAUCGAAAAUCGAGUUAUCGGUGAAUUGAUCGAAUAUCAUCUUUACGUUUAUAAGUUCGCUCAAAAAAUCAACGACGUAUUCACUUUGAUGAUAUUCAUGCAAUUUACUUUAAGCUCAACCGUACUGUGCAUGAGCGUUUACAAAUUAUCAACGAAGGAUUUAAUAAGUUUUGAUUUUCUUUGGACAUUUUGUUAUCUCGCUUGUAUGCUCAUUCAAUUAUUUCUUUAUUGUUGGUAUGGUAAUGAAGUUACAUUGAGGAGUAAAAAAAUUGGAGAUGCAUUUUACGGAAUGAAUUGGAUAUCAUUAAAAACAAGAGUAAUUAAAAGUUUAACCAUAAUAAUGGCAAGAACAACGAGAAGCAUUGAAAUGAAUAGUUUACAUAUAGUUAAACUUUCAGCUAAAUCAUUUAUGACUAUAAUUAAAGUUUCAUAUUCUGCUUAUAAUGUUUUACAGACCUCGUCGUAA
This is a messenger RNA of Polistes dominula (European paper wasp), 1164 nucleotides long. RefSeq lists its product as uncharacterized. Gene Ontology annotation, molecular function: odorant binding; olfactory receptor activity. NCBI's taxonomy places the organism in Eukaryota, Metazoa, Arthropoda, Insecta, Hymenoptera, Vespidae. Gene Ontology annotation, biological process: sensory perception of smell; detection of chemical stimulus involved in sensory perception of smell. The record is from RefSeq and is a predicted model, not a curated record. Gene Ontology annotation, cellular component: plasma membrane.